AUGCCGAAACUUUUGUCCAAAGCUCCGGAUUUCGUUGCCAUCUUCGUUCAUUGUGUGGUUAGAGCUCUGAAGAAGGAUGUGGGGCGGAUUCAGCUAGUGCCCCGCCCACAGCCCUCACAGGAGUCUGUGGAGUACCAGCGCUACCUGAACUACCUGAUUGGCUACGACGUAACCGAUGUCAGCAACGUCCAUGACGACGAGCUGGAGUUCACACGCAGGAAGCUGCUGACCCCACGACGCAUAGAGCUGUCGGAACGCGACCCAAAGCUCUACUCCAUGGACCCCUGGAUGACACGCAAGCCUCUGCCUGAGCACCUGCUCUCCAAGAUCAAUAAUGGCCACAUCCUGGUGGUAAUCCACAUAGGGACAGCCAGCCAGACCAUCAAAGUCUCCAUUGAUGACACACCAACACUGGUGUUGGCGAGCUUUUUUGCCAAGACAUCGAAUAAAAGAGCUUUGCUGGGCAUCCCCGACGAUGUGUGUGAGACUGACUUUGUGCUGCGGGUGUGUGGCAGGGAGGAGUACCUGUACGGAGAAAAGCCUCUGGAGAACUUUAACUGGAUCCGUCAGUGCCUGAAGAAUGGCGAGGAAAUCCACCUGGUUCUGGAGAUGCCUCCUGAUCCCGAUCUGGAUCUGGUCCAGAAGGAAGACUGGGCCCAAGUUGAUGACUGCACUGGAGUUGCAGGCACCCACGAGCAGCUGACCAUUGAUGAGAAGGACCAUGAACGGGUGUUCACCAUCUCCAUGUGGGACUGUAACAGGAAGUUCAGAGUGAAGGUGCUGGGUAUUGACAUCCCAUCUCUCCCCAAAGUCCCGGAGUUUAUUGUCUACAUCGAGGCCAGCAUCUUUCACGGGCAGCAGCUUUUAGCUCAGGAGAGAACCACCUCUAAAACUUUCAGUGAAGAAGUGCUGUGGAACUGCUGGCUGGAGUUUAACAUUAAGAUCAAGGAUCUGCCUAAGGGGGCAUGCCUUAACCUCCAGGUGAUCUGUGGGAAGCAACCCCAGAUCUCAAAUUCCAAAGGAAGCUCUUAUCAAGAGAGUACAGCAGGAAGCAGCAGUCUUGAUGGAAAGACCAAGAGUCGUCUCCUGUACUACGUGAACCUGCUCCUGAUCGAUCACCGCUCCUUGCUCCGCCAGGGGGAGUUUAUCCUCCACAUGUGGAAAAUGCCAGAAAAGAGCGAGGAAAGCAGCAGUAGCAUCAACGCGGACAAGCUCACCUCAGCCACGAACCCAGACAAGGCCUCUUCCAUGGCAAUCGCCAUUUUGCUAGACAAAUACUGCUACCCUGUGGUGCUACCCAAGAGCCGGGAUGUGGGCCGGGACUGGGCUGUUGGGGGUGAAGACGCAGAGGGAGGGGAGCGGGGUCAGAGAGAGAUGCCAAACCACUUGAAAAAGCAGUUUGAGGCCAUUGUAGGUACCGAUCCCCUACAUCCCCUCAGCCCUGAGGACAAAGAGCUGCUGUGGCACUUUAGACUGCUUUGUUUAUGUGUUUGUGUCCUGCAGGCAGUCAAGUUUGAGCCCUACCAUGACAGCGCUCUAGUCAGGUUCCUGCUGAAGAGAGCUCUGAGGAGUAAGCGUAUCGGUCAUUUUCUCUUCUGGUUCCUGCGGAGUGAAAUCGCUCAGUCCAAGCACUACCAGCAGAGGUACGCUGUCCUCCUGGAGGCCUACCUCAGAGGCUGUGGUGAAAAUAUGCUGCAGGACUUCCGGAAGCAGCUGCUUUGUUUAUGUGUUUGUGUCCUGCAGGCAGUCAAGUUUGAGCCCUACCAUGACAGCGCUCUAGUCAGGUUCCUGCUGAAGAGAGCUCUGAGGAGUAAGCGUAUCGGUCAUUUUCUCUUCUGGUUCCUGCGGAGUGAAAUCGCUCAGUCCAAGCACUACCAGCAGAGGUACGCUGUCCUCCUGGAGGCCUACCUCAGAGGCUGUGGUGAAAAUAUGCUGCAGGACUUCCGGAAGCAGGUGGAUAUGACAGAGGCUCUGCAGAAAGUCACCCGUGAGAUCAAGACCAUGUCUGCAGACAAGUAUGAUGUUACGCCACAAGUGGUGUUUCAGUUGCGUCAGAAGCUGGAGAAUCUGCAGUCCUCUGGUCUGCCAGAGAGCUUCAGAGUUCCUUAUGAUCCAGGACUAAGAGCUGGAGCCCUGCUGAUUGAGCAGUGCAAAGUGAUGGCGUCUAAGAAGAAGCCGCUGUGGCUGCAGUUCAAACGGGCCGACUCCACCACUCUCUCCAAAGACCCCAUAGGCAUCAUCUUCAAAGACGGUGAUGAUCUCAGACAGGAUAUGCUCAUCCUGCAGAUUCUGCUGAUCAUGGAGUCGAUCUGGGAGACCGAAUCGCUGGAUCUCUGUCUUUUACCGUACGGCUGCAUCUCCACUGGAAAUAAGAUAGGCAUGAUUGAGAUUGUUAAGGACGCCACCACCAUCGCCAACAUCCAGCAGAGUGUUGUGGGAAGCACCGGCGCAUUUAAAGAUGAAAUCCUCUACCAGUGGCUCCGGGACAAGUGUGUCAGUGAGGACAAGUUCCAGCAGGCUGUGGAGAGGUUCCUGUACUCCUGUGGUGGAUACUGUGUGGCUACAUACGUCCUGGGUAUUGGGGAUCGCCAUAACGACAACAUCAUGAUCACUGAAUCUGGGAAUCUCUUCCACAUCGACUUUGGUCACAUCCUGGGGAAUUACAAGAGUUUCAUGGGAAUCAGUAAGGAGUGGGUUCCCUUUGUGCUCACACCAGACUUCCUGUAUGUUAUGGGAACUUCGGGGAAGAAAAGUAGCCCCCACUUCCAGAAGUUCCAGGACGUGUGCGUGAAGGCUUACCUCGCCCUUCGGCAUCACACCAACCUGCUCAUCAUUCUUUUCUCCAUGAUGCUUAUGACUGGGAUGCCUCAGCUGACUAGUAAGGAGGACAUCGAGUACAUCCGCGAGGCCCUGACUGUUGGUCGCAGUGAAGAUGAGGCACAGCGCCACCUGCUGGACCAGAUAGAGAUCUGCAGGGAGAAAGGCUGGAUGGUUCAGAUUAACUGGUUUGUUCAUCUGGUCCUGGGAAUUAAGCAGGGUGUGGAGAAACGGUCCACUUAGGACUUACUAAGACGUAUUCCAUGAAAAAAAAAAAGUCAAUGACUGAAGAGUCUUAAAAUCUGAAGACAAUCUAGAAGGAUUUAAAAUGUUUGCACACAAUGUAUUUUUGAAAGUGGUGUUUUAGGCAUCUAGAGACUGGUCGGUGACCAUUGGACAGCCACUGGUCACGAGGGAAAACCGUGUUCUCAACAAGUUUUUGAGAGUGGUUUAAAGAGAUAUACAGUUCUGCAACAAAAACCUCUUUCUGGUUGCUUUUUCAAGGAAGAUGCUAACUUGUCUGCAAACACUUGAAAACUGCUCACCCAGCUGUAGUGAAACUGUUAAAAGUGCAACACAAACCAGAAACGGAGCACAUUUGCCCUCAAAGUAAAAGUUGGGCCUUUUGAAAUGUGUUGGUUCCAGUGGUAAGGCAGAACUUUUACUUUGAAGGUGAACCUUCUCUGUUUCCUGUUUGUGGUGCGCUUUUUCAAGUCAAGGCUGCUUGCAAACAAAUUGCUGUCUUCCAUGCAAGCUACGGGAAACUGUGGCAAUCUAAUAGUGACCAAAACAAUCACGCUGAUGUCACCUGGCAACCUUCCCCAACUUCCAGGAGCCACUUGCCAAGUGGUUGCCAAAUACACAGUUUUGCCUAGCAACUAGAGGUUGCCGGGGGAGAUGGCCUGAUGAGUCUCUAGGCCUGUGCGAAUGAGCUGAGACCAUCUGAAAUGAGAUAUUUCGCUAAAUAAUGGGAUGUCACUGUCUACAAAACGUCACUAAACUGAGACUUCAACUUAAAUUGUAUCUGCUGAUCCAUUCCUGCAAACACCAGUUAGCUUUGCGCUAAAGGUUAUAUGCUAUGAUUCAGACCAAGGGGAGAGAUAAACCAAAUACAGGUGUGACUGUUUUCACUGCACAAUGGACCAUGUCAAACAUCAAAUGUGUCAUUUUUAGAUGCAAAAUAGGAGUGACCUAAGACUUAAAAGCACUGAAUCUGUCUGCUUUAGUGACACCACUAAAUGCAGUAGUUAAAAAGAAAGCUUUAAAAACAGAAGCAAACAGUAAAAAACGGAUCUUUGCAAUGUUUACGUUCAUCCUUAAAAAAUGUUUUAAAUGUGGUCAGAGUAUUUUAGUAGUGUUUCAGUGUCCAGGUAAUUAAAUGUUUAAUAUAUGUAUUUGACUAGUAUGCAAGAGUUUAUUGAAAUACUUAGAUUCUCCUUUUCAGAGAUUGCAAAUAAUAUAACACAUCCAACUUUGUGCUUAAUGAGAGGCUUAUUAUUUAUAUGUGAAAGUGGUUUUUAUUUGCACUGCCCAUUAAGGAAAAACUGUUCGAUGUCUUUAAAACUGGAAUUUCCAACUUCUAAUUAUGUAAUGACUUAAAAACAUGUUUCAGUCUGUUUUAUGGCUGUUUGCUGUCUUAACGUUUAAAAUAACAGCCAUGUACAGAGAUAAGUUGCAGCUUACUGUAUGAAUAUGUACUUUUGUCUUUCCACAGUUUCUCUGAAAUAAACAGGAAGUGGGAUCGUGUUGUCUUUCCAUAUCAGUAGUAUCCAUGUAUCUAUGUUGGAGAUAAAAGCUAAAAGAAAGUUAAAUGCAGCAGUUUGACAAUCAGUGUUUUCUUUAAAGUUUGCAUUAAAACAUUAUUGGAAAGAUGGAAAA
Neolamprologus brichardi is the source of this 4695-nucleotide messenger RNA. NCBI's taxonomy places the organism in Eukaryota, Metazoa, Chordata, Actinopteri, Cichliformes, Cichlidae. The record is from RefSeq and is a predicted model, not a curated record.